CAUCCACACAACUUCCUUUCCGAUUGGAAGUCUCCUAGUGGCGUUCAUAACGUUAAUCGUAAGUCAACCAUAACGUUAAGAUGUCAGGAGGUCUGGACGUAUUGUCCCUCAAAGAGGAUGAUGUUACUAAAAUGUUAGCUGCAUUCACUCACUUGGGUGCAGAAAAUGUCAACUUCCAGAUGGAACAAUAUGUUUACAAGAAAAAGAGCGAUGGAGUCAGCAUUAUUAAUCUUCGUCACACUUGGGAGAAACUGCUGUUGGCAGCACGUGCCAUUGUCGCUAUUGAGCAUCCUAGUGAAGUAUUUGUCAUCAGUUGCCGCCAAACUGGCCAAAGAGCUGUUCUCAAAUUUGCACAGCAUACUGGAGCUACACCAAUUGCUGGUCGUUUUACUCCUGGUGCCUUCACUAAUCAGAUCCAGUCUGCUUUCCGUGAACCACGUCUACUGAUCGUUACUGAUCCAAAUGGCAUUCCUUGCAACACGAAGAGUCUUCACUGUGUUGGUCUCAUGUGGUGGUUGCUGGCCAGAGAAGUCCUCAGACUAAGGGGCUCUAUCGCUCGCGAAAGUAAAUGGGACGUCGUCGUUGAUUUGUUCUUCUACAGAGAUCCGGAAGAGGCUGAGAAAGAAGAACAGGCAGCCAAGGAAGUUGCUCCAGCCAAAGAGUUUACAGGACCUGUCGAAGUUCCAACCACCACAGAACCCGGUUGGGUCAAUGAUGUUGAAACUACAGCUCCGGUCACAACUGAAAACUGGGCCGACGAUGUUGCCCCGCCGGCGGCAGCCGCUAUUCCACCUGCAGGUGCUGCUCCAGCUUUCCAGGCAACCGGAGAUUGGGCUGCACAGCCUUCCGAAGAGUGGACCACCCCUGCGCAAUCUACUACGACCCAGAGCUGGGGAGGUGCCACAACUGAAAAGUGGUAAUUUUAUCUUCUUUGAGAAUUUCAUACACUGACACACUUUGUACAGUGAAUUGUAAUAAAGUGACUGAAAAUCCAUA
This is a messenger RNA of Dufourea novaeangliae, 996 nucleotides long. RefSeq names its product 40S ribosomal protein SA (gene sta). The record is from RefSeq and is a predicted model, not a curated record. Gene Ontology annotation, biological process: ribosomal small subunit assembly; cytoplasmic translation. Gene Ontology annotation, molecular function: structural constituent of ribosome. Gene Ontology annotation, cellular component: cytosolic small ribosomal subunit; 90S preribosome; ribosome. Lineage: Eukaryota; Metazoa; Arthropoda; Insecta; Hymenoptera; Halictidae.